Parnassius apollo (apollo) is the source of this 258-nucleotide messenger RNA. The record is from the annotation of a GenBank genome assembly. Lineage: Eukaryota; Metazoa; Arthropoda; Insecta; Lepidoptera; Papilionidae.
AUGGACGAGAUUGAUCCGGUUAUAAAUAAAAGAGAGCAGAGUAUGCACACGCUCGGACACCUAACACGACACCGCCAUGAACACAUCACGCACGGUCUGUUAGGCUGCUUGGCGUCAUUCGUGCAUGACGCUGUCUCAAAUCCAACGGAAGUGGUGAAGCAGCGGCUGCAGAUGCUGCACUCGCCGUACCGCAGCGUGUGGGAUCCGCGCGCCGCGUGUAUCGCUGAUUUGCGGUACUUAUUGAUUGAAUUGAAUUGA